UGCCUACGAUGCCAAACAUGUAAUUCACAUCCUGGGGGCCAAGAACAGAGAAAUGAGGCCGCUAAAAGGAAAACCUCCAGCAAAGCUCCCCCCUGCCCUCCCCCGCCGCUCUCCCGUUUCCAAGACAACGCCUCGGCCCCGUCGGCUGCCGUAGGAGCCUUUCAAUCAGGAAGGUCCAGCACACCUGUGUUUUCAGGGCCUGGGCGACGACUUUAGCACCAGACACCAGCGUCUCGCGUCCGUCGCUGCUUUCUGCCAAGUUACUUUCCGACAUCUUCCACCUGAAGUUCGAGGCCCUCUCGCAGUGGACAGCAGGCUGACGCGAAGUCACCCAGCCAAACCAACGCCGGAGACACCAACCGUGGGGCCGCUUCUCUGAGUGAGGAGGAGGGCGACCCACCGCUUUAAACGGCGGAGAGGAGGAGGCGGGGCUGAAACCAGCCCGCUCGGGGUGAGGUGAGAUGUAAACACACUCACUCUCCUGCCACAACCUGGCCCUUUCCCCGGGCCCUCCAUUCGCGGCCGGCAGAGUGUCAGGAGGAGGCGGGACUAGCUGGAGGCGGAGGCCUGUGCCGAGCAGAUUGAUGGUCUGCAUUAUGUCUGGAGCCGGCCGUCAGCUCGCUCUUCUCCUCUGCGGCUGCUGCGUGGCUGCCCUGGGGGCCCAGGCCGAGGAGCGCUGCCCGGCUGAGCGUAACCAGGCUGCCCAGUACGUGGCUGCCGUGUACGAGCACCGGUCCAUCCUGAGCCCGAACCCGCUGGCCCUCACCAGCCGCAAGCAGGCCUUGGAGCUCAUGAACCAGAACCUCGACAUCUAUGAACAGCAAGUGACGAUCGCAGCCCAAAAGGGUGUACAGAUUAUAGUGUUUCCAGAAGAUGGCAUCCAUGGAUUCAACUUCACAAGAACAUCCAUUUACCCGUUUUUGGACUUUCUGCCUCCUCCCUACUUGGUCAGGUGGAACCCAUGCCUGGAGCCCCACCGAUUCCAUGACACGGAAGUCCUCCAGCGCCUGAGUUGUAUGGCUGUCAAGGGAGAGAUGUUCCUGGUGGCCAAUCUUGGGACAAAGCAGCCUUGUCAUAGCAGUGACCCAGGGUGCCCAAAUGAUGGCAGAUACCAGUAUAACACGAACGUGGUGUUCAGCAGUAAUGGAACCCUGGUUGACAGCUACCGCAAACAAAACCUCUACUUUGAAGCAGCGUUCAAUACCCCCCUGGAAGUGGAUCGCAUCACCUUUGAUACCCCCUUUGCUGGCAAGUUUGGCAUCUUCACUUGCUUUGACAUAUUGUUCUUCGACCCUGCUGUCAGGCUCCUCAGAGACUCGGAGGUGAAGCAUGUCGUGUAUCCGACCGCCUGGAUGAACCAGCUCCCCCUCUUGGCAGCCAUUCAGAUUCAGAGGGGUUUCUCCAUCGCCUUCGGCGUCAACUUUCUGGCUGCGAACAUCCACCAUCCAUCUCUGGGGAUGACGGGAAGUGGCAUACACGCCCCUCUGAAGUCCUUUUGGCACCAUGACAUGGAAAGCCCUGAAGAUCACCUUAUAAUUGCCCAGGUAGCCAAAAAUCCACAGGGUCUCGUUGGCACAGGGAAUGCCACAGGGAAAAUGGACCCAUCCCACAGUAAGUUUUUAAAAAUCUUGGCAGGGGAUCCGUACUCUGAGAAGGAUGCUCAGGAUGUCCACUGUGAUGGAGCCCCCAAAUGGAACACGGAUGCCCCUCCCACGUUUCACUCUGAGAUGAUGUAUGACAAUUUCACCCUGGUUCCCGUGUGGGGCAAGGAAGGCUACCUCCAAGUCUGUGCAAAUAGCCUUUGCUGUCAUUUGCUUUACCAGAGGCCCACUCUGUCCAAGGAGCUGUAUGCCCUGGGGGUCUUUGACGGCCUUCACACUGUGCACGGCACUUACUACGUUCAAGUCUGUGCCCUGGUCAAGUGUGGUGGUCUUGGCUUUGAAACCUGUGGGCAGGAGGUUACAGAGGCUGCGGGGAUAUUUGAGUUUCACCUGUGGGGGAACUUCAGUACCUCCUAUAUCUUUCCAAUGCUUCUGACCUCAGGGAUGACCCUGGAAACCCCUGACCAGCUGGGCUGGGAGAAUGAUCACUAUUUCCUGAGGAAGAGCGAACUGUCCUCCGGCCUGGUGACGGCAGCUCUCUACGGGCGGUUGUAUGAGAAGGACUAGGGGGUGUGGGGUGGGCUCCUCCUGCACUGGCAGAGGCCAAAACUCACAGCACCGGGACCACUUCUUCGCUCCAGAGCCCAUCCUGGGAGCCAUGGGAAGAGGUAGGGAGACAGAUUUCGCCAGUGUCUUUUCCUCUUAAGCACAAAUUCGUGAGACAUUUUCUGGUAUUUUCUACUCACAUUUCUAUUAUUCAAGCCACGUCUUCUUCCAGCAGAUCUUCCAUUACACAGUUGUUUUAAGAGCACAAAAAUAAAUGUCAGUUUAUAUUUUACAUGUCCACAAAACAGCAGGUUUUGUGUGUGUUCUUGCUGUUGAUCAAGUGACACCCAGGAUAUACAGGUAUUUCAGAAGCCUCAAACAUUUUCUAGGGUAAGAAACAAACUCUCAAAGCAAAAGCCGUGUUAGAAAUGGCUGCCAUGGGGACUUUUCCAUUCUGGUUGGCCAGAAUUCAUCCCCCAGGACUGAUCAUGCCAGAGCCGCCAGCAGCAUCAGCAAUGUGGAUCCUGAGGCAGCUUUUAAAAAUAGAAGGGAAGCUUUUCUCACACAUGCCUUUCUGUCAGUGAUUGGAAUGUGUCAGGCAGGACUCAGAAUAACUGGAAAGAAAGAGUGCAGUGCGCCGGAGAGAGAGGCUGGAAAAAAGUGCUGAAGAGAGGGCAGCGAUGGGAACAGAUGAGUCAUAGGGUUCUUGUGCACAGCUUGUCUCAUCCAGGGAUUCCAGGCACCUUAAUAAAUCACGCUAGCUCUGGGCAAGAGCCUUCCGGCUGCCCAACUGUGCAGGGUGGAACAAUGCUGGGAAUUCAUUCCCAGUCCGCUGGCAGGGCCUUCUCUUUGCAGACGGGUUGCAGGAACGGUGUGGGGUUUGGCCCGCUUAGUCUUUAUUCAGUCACUCAACAGGUGUCUUUGGAAAGCCCACCAGGGACAAAGCGAGGACCUCCCAAAAUAUGAACUGCACGUGCAAAAUCAUAUUCAGUGUGUGAAGACAUUCUUUAGGCCACUGGUCUGUAUUAUUUGUAUCCAACAUUUCAAAGUCACUUUGACUCUAUGCCUAGUAACUGUUUCAGAUCAUUUUUAAGGUGAAAAUCUGCAGCUUUUAAAGAAAAUGGAGAGUUAGCUUUCCAUGAUUUGCCUCUUCAAUGUGUGGCUAUAUUUAGUUUCAUCUCCUUUAUAAAUCAGGUUUUUAAAAACAGUAUUUGCAUAUAUCUAUACAUAAUUACAUGAAGUAAAAAAUGAAAUUCUUUCCCCAUUCCCCCCACAGUGUGGCUUUCCAGACCCCUUCCUGGCUUUUAGGCAGGAUACUAAAGAGCAUAGAUCCUAGGGUCAGACUGACCAGCUUUACUUUCUUGGCCUCCCUGUUUGCUCUUCACUAUGUAGACCUCGACUGUUUAUUUGAACCUUGGCUGUGCCCCAGUUUUCUCAUUUGUGGGAUGUGUAUUGAAUCAUCCAUGUGGGAAAGAAGCAAAGACCCGCUGACUCACUGCCCGCUUGCAAAGGCCUAGAAUGAGUCAGGCAGGCCUUCAGGGAAUUUGCAGGAACAGCUCAGGAUUCCUGAGGAAACCCAGGAGGUCCCCCCGGAACGGGACGGGGACCUCUCCCACCAGAUGCUGGCGCAGACCCGGGAGGGGCGAGCUGGAGGGGGCACACAGCUCCGGAUGUGGCCGCCCCUGCUCCAGGGAAACAGAAAUCAUCUCAGAAAUGCAUAUUGUUGCUUCCUGCCAAGAUGAUUCAAAUCAUCCAGAGAGAGGCAGAGGCCAGGCCCAAAUACAGGCUUGGUGGAGCUGCUUCACCCAGCACACAUUUCUGAAGCACCUGCUGGAUGCACAUUUUGCUCUUCUGAGCAGAGUACUGAAAGCUUUCCCCAAGUUACUAUCUACUGACAAUUUAGAACUAACUAACUGCUCAUGAAGUAGAAAUGAGGGGGACAAGAAAUUAUGAUUUUUUACGAUAAAAAGUAGUUGCCAGAUGGCAGAACAAAGUGGAGGGUAGGGGGGAAAUGAAUAAAAUAAAUCAUUUUCAGGGAAAAAAAAGGCACAUAUGACUCACGGUUGUGAUACGCUUCUGUCAGCUGUGAUCCUGAAACUCAGGAAGCAGAUGGCGAUCUUGACCAUAACACAGGGGCAGACACCCAGUGUAUUUUUGGUGGAAUGAGGCCUGGGGGAAGCGACUGUCCAUGUGGUUUCUCCUGGGGGUGCAGCUGCGCCUCUCUGUGGUCUUCUGCGCAGAGGGAGGGAGACAACGAUGGGCUUAAAAAGUCCUGUUCUUAGAGAAGGUAAAGCCACGGCCUGCUGGCAGCCUGUCCGCCCCAGUGCCCACCAUGGGCUCUCGAGAGGAGGGCCUGCCCACAGCCCUGCUGAGGGAAACCCACCUGGGCCAGUGCUGACCCACAGGCGGCCGGCUCAGUGCCCUCACCCCCAAAAGAAACCCUGUACCCACGAGCAGUCAUGUCCAUUCUCCCUCCCCCACAUCCCAUGGCAACUACUAAUACACUAUCUCUGCGGAUUUGCCCAUUCUGAACAUUUUAUAUAAAUGGAAUCAUACACUAUGUGGCCUUUCGUUCCUGCCUUCUUCCACUUAGUGUAAUGUUCUCAAGGUUUAUCCUUGUGUAGUAUGUAUAAGUUCUCCCUUCUUAUGGUUGAAUAGUAUUUCAUUGUAUAGAUAUACCACAUUUGUUUAUCCAUUAAGUUAGUGGACUUUGCGUUGUUUCCACUUUUUGGCUAUUAGGAAUAAUGCUGCCAUGAAUAUUCAUGUACAAGUUUAUAUGUGAAUAUACAUUUUCCAAUUCCUUGGGUAUAUAUCUAGGAGUGUAAUUGCUGGGUCAUACCAGUCAAUGUUUAAUUAUUUGAGGAACUGUCAGACAGACUGUUUUCCAAAGGGGCUGCAUCAUUUUGCAUCCCUAUUAGCAAUGUAUAAGUUUCUCCACAUCCUUGCUAAUGCUUGUUAUUGUCUGUUUGUUAAAAUCACAGCCAUCUCAGUGGUUGUGGUUUCUCAUCGUGGUUGUGAUUUCAUUGCCCUAGUUGCUAAUAAUGCUGAACAUCUUUCCAAGUGCUUAUUGGCCACCCAUAUAUCUUCUUUGAAGAAAUUAUUAAACUCUUACACCCAUUUAAAAAAUUGGAUUGUCUUUUUAUUAUUUAGUUGUAAGAGUUCUUUGUCUAUUUUGGAUAUUAGACCCUUAUCAGAUAAGUGAUCUGCAAAUAUUUUCUCCAUUUGUUGGUUGUCUUUUCACUUUUUGAUACCGUUUUUUGGUACACAAAAGUUUUUAAUUUUGUGAUGAAAUUUUUAAUUUUAAGAUGAAGUUGAAUUUAUCUUCUUUCUUUGGUUGCUUGUGCUUUAGGUGUCAUACCUAAUUAAAGGUCAUAGGCUUACAGCUAUGUUUUCCUCUAAGAGUUUUAUUGUUUGAGCUCUUACGCUUAGAUCUACGGUCCACUGAAGUUAAUUUUUCUGUGUUGUGAGAUAGGCGUGCAAAUUCAUUCUUUUGCAAGUGAGCAUCUAGCUGUCCCAGCGCCAUCUGUUGAAAGACAUUAUUCUUUCCCCAUGGUAUUGUCUUGGUGACCUUACUGAAAUCUAUUGACCAUAGAUAUACAGGUUUAUCUCUAGACUAAAUUUUAUUCCAUUGACCUGUAUGUAUGUCCUAAAGCAAGUACCACACUUGUCCUUAUUACAGUAGCAUUGUAGUAAGUUUUUAAAUUGGGAAGCGUUGAGUCCUCUUUGUUCUUUAUCAAAAUUGUUUUGGCUAUUUUGGGUCCUUUGCAGUUCCAUAUGAACUUUUUAGGGUCACUUGGUCAAUUUCUGUCAAAAAAAUCAGUGGAAUUUUGAUAGGUAUUGCAUUAAAUCUGGAGAUUAAUUUGGGGAAUGCCAUUUUAAUAAUAUUAAAUCUUCCAGUUCAUGAACACAGGAUGUCUUCCCAUUUAGUUUUGUCAUUUUUAGUGUACAAAUUUUUAUAUUCCUUUUAUUUUUAUUCCCAGGUAUUUUUUGGAUGCUAUUAUAAAUGGAAUUGUUUUCUUAAUUUCAUUUUUGGAUUGUUAAUUGCAAGUGUAUAAAAAUAGAGUUGGUUUUUUAUAUUGAUCUUGUGUCCGGUAAACUUGCUGAACUUAUCAGCACUAAUAAUGUACUGGUGGAGUUUUUAGGAUUUUCUAUAUACCAGAUCAUGUCAUCUACAAAUAGAUUAACUUCUUUUUAUAUGAAUGCCUUUUUUUUUGCCCCCUUCCUAAUUGUUCUGGCUAGAACCUCUAGUACAGUGUUGAGUAGAUGUGGUGAGAGUGGACAUUCUUGCCUCAUUUCUGAUCUUAGGGGAAAAGCUUUCGGUCGUUCAUCAUUAAGUAUGAUGUUAGCUGUGGGCUUUUCAUAGAUGAAGAAGUUUCCUUCUACUCCUAGUGUUUAGUGAUUUUAUCAUGAAAGGGUUUCAAAUUCUUUUUCUCCAUUAAUAGUGAUAAUCAAGUGUUUACCCCCUUUAUUAUACAGUGUAUUACACUGGCUUAUUUUUUUUAACAUUGGCUUAUUUUUAUUUGUUGAAAAUAUCUUGCAUUCCUGGGAUAAAUCCCACUUGGUCAUGAUAUAUACUACUUUUUAAGCAUUGAUAGAUUUGGGUUGAUAGUAUUUUUUUGAUGACUUUUGCAUCUGUAUUCAUAAGGGAUAUUCAUGGUGUAUAUGACUUUCUAGAUGGUGACAGAUUUGGUUCAAUAUUAUUUUGUUGAUAAUUUUUGCAUCUACAUUCAUAAAGGAUAUUGGGUCUGUAGUGUUCUUUUCUUGAGAUGACUUUGUCUGGUUUUGGUAUGAGGUUAAUACUUCACAGAGUGAGUUGGGAAGUGUUUUCCCCCUCUUCAGUUUUUUAAGAGUUUGUGAAAGACUGGUGUUAAUUCUUCAAAUGUUUUGUAGAAUCCACCAGUGAAGUCACCUGGUCCUGAGCUUUGCUUUCUGGGGAGUUUUUUUUAUUACAAAUUCAAUGUCUUUACGUGUUAUAGGCCUACUCAUAUUUUCUAUUUCUUCUUGAAACAGUUUUGAUAGUUUAUCUUUCUAGGAAUUUGUUCAUUUCAUCUGGGUUAGCAGAUCUGUUGGUAUGUAAUUAUUCAUAGUACUCGAAUAAAUUUUUUAUUUCUGUGA
Messenger RNA from Globicephala melas (long-finned pilot whale), 7262 nucleotides. It is a transcript of the gene BTD, whose product is annotated as biotinidase. Gene Ontology annotation, molecular function: hydrolase activity, acting on carbon-nitrogen (but not peptide) bonds, in linear amides. Lineage: Eukaryota; Metazoa; Chordata; Mammalia; Artiodactyla; Delphinidae. Gene Ontology annotation, biological process: biotin metabolic process. The record is from RefSeq and is a predicted model, not a curated record.